AUGUCAGAGGAGUCAACAGCGUUUCUGGCUAUUUACAUCAUCACUUUCUUGAUUGGUUUUCCUAAUGCUGUGCUGGCGUUCUGCUCAUGUAUUCGCAAGAUUCAUCGUAAACCUCUCCCUAUUGACAUAUUCAUGUUGAACCUUGCUGUUUCUGAUCUCUUCUUCCUCACCUUCUUGCCUUUAAAGAUGAAAGAGGCCGCAGAUGACAUGGUUUGGAACAUGCCCCAUAUCCUGUGCCACUUCAGUGAUAUCAUGUUCUUUUUUCCUCUUUAUUUAAGCAGCCUGUUCUUGACGGCAAUAAGCGCAGAGCGCUACGUGUGUGUAGCAUUUCCAGUUACGUAUAAAAGUCCAAAAAGAAUAAUUUAUUCAACACUUAUAUGUGUUGUCACUUGGGUGAUGUUUUCAGCAUUUGCAAUAUUUCCAUACAAGGCAUCAUUUUUAGAUUCUGAUGAAGCGGACAACAACACUAAUCUGCUCUCCCUAGAUGCCAAACCUCAGGGGUGUUGUAUUAACCACACAGCAAAACAGCUGACAGAACUGCUUUCAGUGCAGUUGAGUUUAGCAGUGGUGUUUUUCCUUCUACCCUUCCUUAUCUGCUGCUUUUGUUACAUCAGUUUAAUUCGUAUUUUGAUAAAGUGUCCACUAUUUAAGCGACAACGUAAACUCAGGGUGACUGGACUGAUUGUGGGGACUCUCCUUGUAUUUGCCAUUAGCUUUGCACCUUACAAUGCAUCACAGAUAGUGGGCUUCAUCAAACACGAAAUUCCAAAUUGGCACAUGAAAGCUUUUAUGCUGAACACUUUAAAUGUAUGUUUUGACUCUAUUAUAUUUUUCUGUAUCUCUAAGGAUAUGAGAAGGGCCAUCAAAGUAUCUGCAAAGGCCUUGUUCAGUUUUAUGCCUAUUUAA
Molecule: messenger RNA, 906 nt
Organism: Labeo rohita (rohu)
Lineage: Eukaryota; Metazoa; Chordata; Actinopteri; Cypriniformes; Cyprinidae
Product: free fatty acid receptor 3-like
Exons: 1
Coding region: 1-906 (301 amino acids)
Biological process (GO): cellular response to fatty acid; G protein-coupled receptor signaling pathway
Cellular component (GO): plasma membrane
Molecular function (GO): G protein-coupled receptor activity
Source: RefSeq, a predicted model, not a curated record